UGUUCUCAAUGAACAGGGUAUGGUCAUGCGCAAAACAUCAGCCUAUGCCUUACCAAGACCAUGGUGCGUGGUACUUUAUCACACCCUUCUCGAGGUGAACCUGUUUGUAGUUGAUAAUUUCAUUGACUCAACAGAACACUAUGGAUCUAGAGAGGAAAACUCGAUAAAACCCGUAAUCUCCGGUGUUAUUCGACCCGUGCCGAUGAGAUGAAUGGCACUACGUUAGUGUGUCUCUAAACGGAGACCUCCGGAUAUCUGGCGCCCUCCGGUUGUAACUUAGCCUUGUCCGGGUAUAGCGGAUCUCUGCCCGGAUCGACUCUCCUUUCUCCGCAACUCGUGGGUUUAAAAUAUGAACCAAAACAAUAAAAAUUUACAAAAAUCAAGCUCGGUUAAACCAAGCUCUUCUGGAACGGCUAGUUCCAAGGUACCUACCGCAACUUCUAGCGGUAAUAACAGGGUACCUCCUAAUAAAACAGGAAUCUCCACGCGUUCUGGCCCUUCUGCAUGGUCGGGCUCUCCAUCCAGGAGAAUUUAUAAAGAACGGCGAGCGGCGACUAGGCUGCUCGAGAGAUAUGGUAAUGUCUCGGUUACGUCCGAGUCUCUUAAGGCUAGAUUAGCCUGGGCCAAACGGGUCCUUGAUACUUCUAAGGAAGUCAAAAAGGAACCUGUACCGAAGCGCCAGCGCUCAUUAGAUGAGUCAGCUUCGAAGCCAGAUGCCAAAAAGGCAAAAUUUCGUGGCAACGCCACCACUACUAAGUCCUUUAGCGACACGCUGAAGGGCUCCAUCAUAAUGGCGGUCAUUGAUGAAAAUGAUCCAGAUGGCACUAUUAAUCCUGAAAAAUGGGAUCAAAUUGAGCGAAAGCUCCUUGACUUGUUCAUCGAAGUUCUUAAGGAAUUUCCAGGUACAAUUCCCAAAUGUCGCGACGGUGGAUGGUUUCAGGGCCAUGUGAAACUAGUCGCCUGCGUUGAUCAGCGUUCUGUUGAUCUCUUUCGCAUUGCCAUCUCCAGAAUGGGUGAGGUCUGGCCAGGCGCAAAGCUUAAAGUCGUUGCCAAGGAACAAAUUCCUGGCCGACCUAGGGCGCGUUCCUGGAUUCCAGCCGAACCAUCCGACCCUCAGCGGAUUCUGGAGCUAAUUCGGGUGGGAAACCCUGAUCUAAAUACGUCCACGUGGAAGGUCACUAAGCUGGAAGAAGCCAAAGGCAAGUUUAGGUCGGUCAGUUUUGUGAUCGACAAAGCCUCUCUGGCCAUUUUGGCGCGAUCUGGUGGCGUUUUAAAUUACGGUUUUUUCCCCAUAACUAUGAGGGUCUACAAAAAAGAUGAGGAGCAAUCCUCGUCUGAUGUACGGGAAUCAGCGGCAAUUUCUCAACACACUGCUGAUCCCUUGUCGAAAGUGGGCAACAUUAAGCCUGCUUCAAUGACCGAAGUGGGUCCGGUUAUUCCAUCUGAAGACUCACCUGUGUGCAUGGACAUUUCAAUGUCUGCUCCUUCGCCAGCUCACUCAAUUACAUCAGAGGAGAGCAUAGGCAUGCGCUAUCUUUUCGAUGAAGAGGAACUCCUAAUGAGUAAUGACUCUGAGGAGGAUAGUGCUUUUGAUGUCACUGUGGUGGAGAAAAAUGGAUCCACACAUACUGAAGAUGCGGGUACAGCAAAUUAACCUGCAUCAUAGCAAGGCUGCAUCCGCCAGUCUACUGCAACGCCUCAGCAACAACGAGGCUGAUAUGGUCCUGAUACAAGAACCAUGGAUUUAUAAGGAUCUUGUAUGCGAAAUCAGGGCUAAUAACUACAACCUAUUUUAUGCGGUAAAUAAGGUGAUGGUGACCAAACCGCAGUAAGUAUCGAGGGCUCCUGGGGCCAAAUAUGGGCAGUAUCUGCAUAUCUGGCACAUGACCAUGCCACA
Molecule: messenger RNA, 1897 nt
Organism: Teleopsis dalmanni
Lineage: Eukaryota; Metazoa; Arthropoda; Insecta; Diptera; Diopsidae
Exons: 2
Coding region: 350-1654 (434 amino acids)
Source: RefSeq, a predicted model, not a curated record